AUGACAGAUACAAUUAAAGAGCAGCAAGUGAUUGAGAAACACAAUGAAUCAGCAGACUUGAUGAAGAUGAUAUUUUCAUCUAAUCAACAGUCAGGGUCCAUGGAGUUCUUUAGUGGGAACCUUAGAACAAUAAGUUGCUUUGACUACCAGAUAUUGAAGAAAGCAACCAAGAAUUUUCAUGUUGAUAAUCUUCUUGGAAGUGGUGGAUUUGGACCUGUUUACCAGGGAAAGUUAGCAGAUGGAAAAAUGGUUGCGGUUAAACAAUUGUCUCUCAACAAAUCCCAACAGGGAGAAAAAGAAUUUCUGGUAGAGGUGACAACUAUCACUAGUAUCCAACACAAAAAUCUGGUUCGUCUUCUUGGAUGCUGCAUAGAUGGGCCACAAAGGAUACUUGUCUACGAAUACAUGAAAAACAGAAGUUUGGACCUCUUUAUACAUGGAAACAGUGAUCAAUUUCUGGAUUGGAGAACUAGAUUUCAAAUUAUUCUGGGAAUAGCGCGAGGACUACAAUACCUUCAUGAGGAUUCACACCAAAGAAUUGUUCACCGUGACAUCAAAGCAAGCAACAUUCUUCUUGAUGACAAGUUUCAGCCAAAGAUUGGAGACUUUGGUCUAGCUAGAUUUUUUCCUGAAGAUCAAGCUUAUCUUAGCACACAGUUUGCUGGAACACUAGGUUAUACUGCUCCAGAAUAUGCCAUUAGAGGGGAAUUAUCAGAAAAGGCAGAUAUCUAUAGUUUUGGAGUUCUCUUGCUUGAAAUAAUCUGUUGCAGGAAGAACACAGAGCACACUUUGCCAUCAGAAAUGCAGUACCUCCCUGAAUAUGCAUGGAAAGUGUAUGAAAAUGCAAGGAUAUUGGACAUUGUAGAUCCAAGGCUGCAACAACAUGGGUUCGUGGAAAAGGAUGUUAUGCAAGCAAUCCACGUGGCUUUCUUGUGUCUUCAGCCUCAUGCACAUUUGAGGCCUCCAAUGUCAGAGAUUGUAGCAUUGUUGACCUUCAAAAUUGAGAUGGUGACAACACCAAUGAGGCCAGCCUUCCUGGACCGAAGACCAAGAAAGGACGAAGAAAAAGAUUGUUCCCGAGCAUUAUCCCAGACUUUCACAUCUCCCAUAUGUGAUCACUGA
Messenger RNA from Sphenostylis stenocarpa, 1122 nucleotides. The record is from the annotation of a GenBank genome assembly. Lineage: Eukaryota; Viridiplantae; Streptophyta; Magnoliopsida; Fabales; Fabaceae.